GAUACCUUGCGCGCGUGACGUUCAUCUCUUGGUUCUCUUUUCGUACCCUUUUCGUACUGCACUGUACUGUGACGAGCGGGGUGAUGGCAGCAGCUGCAGUGAAACUUAACAAUGGAGCAUUAAUGCCCUCUGUUGCAUUAGGGACAUGGAAAUCCAAAAAGGGUGAAGUUGGCAGAGCUGUCAGGCUUGCUUUACAGUACGGAUACAGACACAUUGACUGUGCGCAUAUCUACCUAAAUGAGGAUGAAAUUGGCGAAACAUUUGCAGAAGUUUUUAAAGAAGGAAAAGUGAAGCGGGAAGAUGUUUUUGUCACAUCAAAACUCUGGUGUAACUGCCAUGCGCCUGAAGAUGUGUUGCCAGCUUGCCAGGAGACUCUGAAAAAUCUACAGUUAGACUACCUGGACUUGUACCUGGUACAUUUUCCUUUGGCGUUUAAAAAAGAUUCACCAUAUCCCAGAUGCAUUGCCGAUGGUGUGAUUGGAUAUUCCCCUGAAGGCAUAGCAAAUACCUGGAAGGCCAUGGAGAAGCUUGUUGAUAUGGGCCUCUGUAAAGCCAUUGGAAUCUCAAACUUCACUAUAAAAAAGACUCAAGCUCUUCUGGAAACUGCCAAGAUACCACCAGCCUGUAAUCAAGUGGAACUUCAUCCUUAUUUGCCACAAGAACAGCUCAUAACCUUCUCCAAAAGUAAAGGCAUUAUUGUAACAGCGUAUUCACCAUUGGGAUCAGCUGAUAGACCAGAAAGUUUCUAUCCUAACAAGGCAACAGAGCCGAUAUUGUUGGAAAAUCCAGUGCUGAAAACUAUUGCGGAGAAACAUAACAUUUCCACUGCUUUGGUCGCUCUAGCCUGGGGCAUCAAGCGUGGAACUCCAGUCCUGCCUAAAGCUGUCUCUGAAAAUCACAUCAAAGAGAAUCUUGAAGCACUUCAUGUAAAACUAGACGAAGAUGACAUGAAGGCCAUUAAAAACAUUGGAAUACAUCACCGAUAUCAUACCCAGACAUGGAUGUAUAAACCAGAUGAAAUUCCUGAGAAUUACUGGGACGGUGAAGACUGAUUGUCUGUAGAAUAACCGAUAGUGCAAUGUUUGACAAUUACAGGGCAGCAGUGCAUUGAUGAAAGACAGUUACUUCUUUUAACGUUGUUAACGGAGUGCAACGCAGUUGUUUUGUGAUCAUAGCUAACCUCUGUUACCGUCAAGGAACUCCAAGUUAUUAUCCAGACCGACUUCGUGAAAAGAAUUUCCGAGAACUGAUAACGUCAAAGUAUUCGUGGCAUGAAACUUAAAUCUUCAGAGAGGAGAUCGUAACGGAGCUUCUUUACAACAUCAAGUUUACAACAUUUUCCAUAAGCGUGCAGCCCUUACCAAAGAGGAAAAGUUUUCAUUUAAAAGACGCGAUUUAAGUGAAAUCCUUGAAAUUGGCAUGCUUGCUAACUUAACUAAGGUUGGCAGCAGAAAUCUGGUGAAGUCAAGAAAAACUCGCCCGGGUAGAUCCAAAAACAAGAAGCCUGAAGAAGCUUAAACCGAAGAUGAGCUAAUUUUUGUUAAACAAAAAUAAAGUCAAUAACUAAUAAAUAAACUGCUUUUUCGCUCAAAAAAGAUUAGUACACCUGUACCUGUUUCUCAGCGUGACAUUCUCCGCGGCAUUUGCGUUACAAUAAUAAUGAAAUUGGAGGUCAAUGGCGUCCAUGCAAAAAAGUGUCACUGUUAUUUAAGUCAGUUGUUCUAUAACACGGUUAAAUGAAGAAUAGUAACUUUUCUUUUUCGUUUAUUUAUUUAGAAUGCAAAUCAAGUACUUCAAACGCAAAAUAUUACAAGGGCAAAAACCGCAGGGUAACC
Messenger RNA from Orbicella faveolata, 1835 nucleotides. RefSeq lists its product as uncharacterized. NCBI's taxonomy places the organism in Eukaryota, Metazoa, Cnidaria, Anthozoa, Scleractinia, Merulinidae. The record is from RefSeq and is a predicted model, not a curated record.